UAUAUUCAGGUCCACUCCACAGCUCUUACUUGAAGAUUCUCUCCCUAUUUUUUUUAAGUUAAGCACAUGCCUGAUUUUCACUUAGCACUGCUCUAAAUCUUAUUAUAAAUGUACUCUCCAUUAAUAAUUGCUUACGUACACAUAGUGUAGCGUGUAUCUGCGUGUCUUUGACGCAGGAUUAGAGAGAGAGAGAGUUCUGCAGAGAUCUCUCUUUUCUGUCAGAGUUCUCAAUCGGAAAAACCAAAUGGCCGACGAACCUUCUAUCACGCGCUGGUCAUUUGAGGACUUCAAGUUGUUCUAUGAUGCUAAGUUUGGGAGGAAGAAAGAAUCUGCUGCAGAAGAUGCGGCUGAAAAUGGUCGAGCUGUAUAUAACGGAAAUUCUUUGACUAUGACAUCAAAUGGAAAUGGACAUGUAAAGAAGACCUCAGAUUUGUCCAUCUAUGAACAGUACAGUCAGGCAAAUAAUGGGAGCUCAGCGCACUCUAAUGGAGUUUCAUCUGCCGGAGGGGAUGAAAAACCGCAGAGAUCUCUGCUUCCUCCUUUUGAGUCAGCAGAAAUGCGUGCUUUAGGAGAAAGCUUAAUUAGGGAUAUUAUUCGUGGUAGCCCUGAUGUUAAGUGGGAGAGCAUAAAGGGAUUGGAGAAUGCCAAACAUCUACUUAAAGAGGCUGUUGUCAUGCCAAUAAAAUAUCCAAAGUACUUUACAGGUCUUCUUUCUCCAUGGAAAGGUAUCCUUCUUUUUGGCCCACCAGGAACAGGAAAGACCAUGCUAGCAAAGGCUGUUGCUACUGAAUGCAACACCACUUUCUUCAACAUCUCAGCAUCAUCAGUCGUCAGCAAAUGGCGUGGUGAUUCAGAGAAAUUGAUAAAAGUGUUAUUCGACCUGGCAAGGCAUCAUGCACCUUCAACGAUAUUUCUGGAUGAAAUUGAUGCAAUCAUUAGCCAACGUGGUGAAGCACGUAGUGAGCAUGAAUCUAGUAGGCGUUUAAAGACGGAAUUGCUCAUACAGGUGAUACUUGGCUUUCAAAAAGUGCAUUGAGGACAUGCAAAAGUCCAAUUUACUUGCCCCAGAUGUAUCAUUGUCCUUGUUAGCAAUGACCACACUGUGUCAAAAUUGACAACAAUCAAGAGCCAAUUACUAACCCUAGAAGAUGAUGGCCUCUUUGUCUUUUUCUUCUUUGUGUGGUCGGGGUACGCUAGGUUAUAGCACUCCAUGAAUGCUUCAAAUACAUUCCUCAAGAUAGAUGAACCUGAGAGAUUGCAUCUUACAGAAUCUUAUCCUUUUAUCAUGAGAUGUAAAGUACCUAAAGCUAAACCCGGUUUGAAUGUCAGCAAAGUACAAGAAUUCUGUUGGUUUUCCCACCCUAUUGAAGUAGUGAGCUUAGUUUUGGACUCUGAAAAUACUUUGCUCCUGUAUGAUCUCCAUGUUCCAUUAUUAGGGUCACCAUUAUGUGCUCAAUCAUGUGGUGCUAUUAUGUGUACGUUGUUAUUGUGAGAGUACUCAAGAGGGUAAUUUUAGGAACUAAAAAGAGAGGGUCACUACCUGUAAAGAGGAUGUGAGAAUUUGAAGCGAUAUAAGCAAAAUCGGACUAAACAUUUGUUCCCAUCAUCAGGAAUAACCAAUAGUCAUGCAAAGACUAGGACAAAAAGUUCUGAAGAAAAUAAACCAUGCUUAAUUUAUCCCCCGGUCCCCCAAGGAAAGAAAUUCAAACCAUACCACCUCCUCCUCCAAAAAAAAAAAAAAAAAAA
Nicotiana tabacum (common tobacco) is the source of this 1746-nucleotide messenger RNA. NCBI's taxonomy places the organism in Eukaryota, Viridiplantae, Streptophyta, Magnoliopsida, Solanales, Solanaceae. The record is from RefSeq and is a predicted model, not a curated record.